AUGGCCGGGAUCACGCCCUCUCCAGACGUUAGUCCCGUGUCAGCAGCAACCACCAAUGGCCAAUUCCCGCGGGACUCGUUCUGCCUCAACCUUUCCACCUUGCCGGACGCAAGCAGUUUUCUUCUCAAGUCUGCUCUUCGGUCGCCUCAUCUUCUCGAGUCUCCGAAUGGACUCUUCUCAGGUUGCGGUGGUCUUAGCAAUCCGUUCAGAAAACGGCCCCGUAAUAUGUCGCAGUCUUCUGGCACAGACCGGGAGAUGUCAAGUGACACUCCACCUGCACAGACAAAUGGAAUAGCACCAACAAGCAACGGUGCCAAUGGGACCGACUCGCGGCCAUCGUCAAAGAAGCGACCUAGCACCGAUACUAUAGAUUACCCAAGGCGACGCGCAACCAUUGCGUGUGAGAUAUGUCGGUCCAGGAAAUCACGAUGUGAUGGCACCAGGCCAAAGUGCAGGCUUUGCACCGAAUUGAAUGCAGAAUGCAUUUACCGAGAACCUGGAAUCAAACUGGACGCCGGCGACAAAUUGAUCUUGGAGCACCUCAACCGCAUCGAGGGCCUGCUUCAGACAGGGCUCACCAGUGGCUUCUCGCUGUCUUCACAUUCACCGACUGCCAGUAAUUCCACGAGUGAAGACUUUCUUGGCCGCAGCACCGGAACCAUGUCCCAUCUGGGCAUGGUCCAACCGAUAAACGGCAUCGGGACAUGGACGAACCAUCCGUUGAACAUUUCGACCAUGCCCAAAACGCACAACACUGCAGCCUUGAAUCUCCUCUCCUCGCCCAUGAUCCGAGAACUUGUAUCCCGCCAGUACGAUGCCAAAAUCCUCCUGCAACUUGAGAUGAGUCGGGACUCUGUCAGUCUUGGUACAAGUCGUGGGUUGGAUCUAUCAAACACCGGCGCAUACGUCCAGGCCUACUUUGAGAGAGUCAAUGUAUUCUACGCCUGCGUCAAUCCAUAUACGUGGAGUAGCCACUAUCAGACUGCACUCAGCCAUGGAUUUAGAGACGGUCCUGAGAGCUGCAUCGUGCUACUUGUGCUCGCUCUGGGCCAUGCUGGCAGCACUGGAAGUAUAACGCAACAGGACCCUACAAAGGACCCCCCGGGCAUGGCAUACUUUGCGGCAGCUUGGAAUCUGCUUCCAACGGUCAUGACGAGGAAUAACAUGGUCGCUGCGCAGUGCCAGAUCCUAGCUGCAGCCUACCUUGUGUAUCUUGUGCGCCCAGUCGAAGCCUGGAACGUGUUGUCAGGUGCCAGUAUGAAACUGCAGUUGCUAUUGAGUGCUCCCGGAAGAAUCUCACCAGCAGAGGAAGAGUUGGGCAAGAGAGUCUAUUGGAACGCAGUGAUGAUCGAGAGUGAUCUCCUGGCAGAAUUGGAUCUUCCGCACUCUGGCAUUGCGCAAUUUGAAGAAGGCUUCUCGUUACCCACUGGGUUCGAAGAUUUGGGAACGGAAGCUGUCGGCAGGGAUGAGCUAUGGUAUUUCCUUGCGGAGAUUGCUUUACGCCGACUGCUCAACCGCGUCAGCUCAAUGUUGUACAUACGGACAACGCCUUACUCAAAGGGACCUGCAGCCACUUCCAUCGCCCAGCUAGAUCCCCUGGUUAUUGAACUGGACUUCCAACUGAACCAAUGGUAUGCAGGGCUACCGCGAGCCAUGCAGUUUCCGCUUGACAGAGUACCACUGCAAAACCCUGUGCAGACAGUACUUCGAUUGCGCUACUUCGCCUGUCGGACGAUCAUUUUCCGUCCAUAUGUACUUCUCGUUCUCCAAGAUGAGAGUUUAGCCAUGGAUUCGAGCGUCCAAGACAAUUGUCACAAGUGCCUUGAAGCCUGUGUGCGCCAGCUGGAAUACAUCACAGCUCAUCACGCCGGACACCUUCCGUACUUGUUCCAAGGCGCACUAUCUAUCAUUUCACAAACCCUACUGAUCAUGGGCGCGACAAUGACUCCUUCGCUUUCACAAUUACUUCCCCCGCCAGCCACCAUGGACGAUAUAAUCAACAAUGUUGUCCUCGAGAUGGAGCGUUAUGCUCAUCUUGCACCUAGUCUACGCCUGUCCGCCGAAAUCAUCCGCGAGGCUGAAGGGAAACGCCAAUUAUGGUUGCGAACUGCUGGUCUCAAGUUCGAAGUGUGA
Molecule: messenger RNA, 2133 nt
Organism: Plenodomus lingam JN3
Lineage: Eukaryota; Fungi; Ascomycota; Dothideomycetes; Pleosporales; Leptosphaeriaceae
Biological process (GO): regulation of DNA-templated transcription
Molecular function (GO): zinc ion binding; DNA-binding transcription factor activity, RNA polymerase II-specific
Source: RefSeq, a predicted model, not a curated record